AUGGACGACUUUUUUGAUAUAUUAAAAAAAAUUAAACGUAUUAAUGAACCAACAAUUAUUUCAUUGAAUACUACAGGAAAAGUUUCUAAUAAAAAAGAAGAAAAUUUAUUAAAAUCAACUAAAGAACAACAUACGAAAUCUAUAGUUGUAGAUCAUAAAAAACUUAAAAGUCCAGUUAGUCAAGAAAAUACAAUAACAACAUCAGAUGAUACACGAAUAGUAAGAUACAUUAUUAAUAGAAGAAUUAUGAGAUCAUCGAGUUUAUGAGGCGCUCGAUAAAAAUUUUUUUUGUGUAUUCGAUACAUCGAUGUUUGAAAUUAGCAACUCAAAAAAUUUUAGUGUCCAAUACCCUUUCUUUUAAAAGUUAGUUAAUACCGACUGAUAUCCUUAUGAGAAAAAAAAACACCCAAAAAUACUCUGUAAAAGUUAUGCUCAUUUUUGUUUCAACGGAUCAUUCAAUUUGUUUUAUAAAUU
Messenger RNA from Rotaria sp. Silwood2, 474 nucleotides. NCBI's taxonomy places the organism in Eukaryota, Metazoa, Rotifera, Eurotatoria, Philodinida, Philodinidae. The record is from the annotation of a GenBank genome assembly.